Molecule: messenger RNA, 3713 nt
Organism: Scleropages formosus (Asian bonytongue)
Lineage: Eukaryota; Metazoa; Chordata; Actinopteri; Osteoglossiformes; Osteoglossidae
Gene: dgkb
Product: diacylglycerol kinase, beta
Exons: 25
Coding region: 870-3227 (785 amino acids)
Biological process (GO): phospholipase C-activating G protein-coupled receptor signaling pathway
Cellular component (GO): plasma membrane
Molecular function (GO): ATP-dependent diacylglycerol kinase activity; calcium ion binding
Source: RefSeq, a predicted model, not a curated record
GCUAAAGAUAGAAGCGCAGGUUCCAAAAUAAGAAGUCUGUCGAAAGAAGCGGGGGGUUGCAAUGAAGCAAAGGCUAAUUUUCCUCAUGGCGAUGAGCGACUCUCCUUGUAUUUACGCUGCUUUCAUUCUACGUAACGGCAAUCGUUCGCCUCCGCUGCUCUGAUCCGAUGUGACAGUUGUUCUCCCGGGAGAUGAGCGGCCGAUGAGGGGGGGGCUUGUGAGAUAUUGCAUCUCACCGAAGCGCAAACGCAAUCGGCGGUGACCGGGGAUGCGACGCCUCCCUCCUCGGCAGCACCUCGUUUGACACCUCGUACCUCACCUCAAAUUCAGGAUUACGCAAUGCGGAUAAUCUGCUUCCGUAAUCUCUUUCCGAGGCGGACGCCUACCUCCAAGUCCGGUUACAGAAAUCCAGCUGCAAAUCUGCACCUGCUUUCUCCAUGAUCACGGAGCGAGAAGCUGCGCAUGGCAUGAAUAUCUCAUGUAAUUCUCCCUUCAUUUCCGCAAUGCUUACAAAAAUCGUUUUCGCCGUGUUUUUCAAAGGGAGCAGAUGGCCCUGGCCUGGGACAUAGCGUCAUUUUCCACCUCCCCAGUGCAGUAUGUCUAAGUGAGUCAUUCUUCUCGUCUGUCUGCGCAGUUCGCCAACUGUCAUCAUGGCACAGGGCGGGUCGUGCUUUGACACAACAUCGCGGUGUACUUUUCGUUUAAGGUAGGGAAGGCGAAGACCCCACAGAUAAGAAACGUAGCAGGUCUGAGUGAAGAGCAGGAGCCCGGAGGGUGGAGAGAAGGAGCGCUUUGUCACCUCUUCGGGUCAAAGGUCCAGCCCGAUGACAUUUUGGGGGACCUAGCUGUGAAUCUUUUCACUCACCGCCAUGACAAACCAGGAGAAGUGGGUCACCCUGAGCCCGUCGGAGUUUGCCCAGCUACAGGAGUACACACAGUAUUCAACCAAGAAGCUGAAGGAUGUGCUGCAGGAGUUUUAUGGAGAUGGGGUGCUGGCCAAAUAUAACUCCGAAGAGAAGCAGGAAAUACUGAAGCAGGAGAUCGAUUUUGAAGGCUUCAAGCUCUUCAUGACUACGUUUCUGGAGAGCGAGCUGUCGGAUGACUUCUGCCAGCAUCUGUUCCUGUCAUUCAGUAACAAGGGCCACGAGCCCAGUCCUUCGGCCUCAGAAAAGUCCAAAGUCCCCGGUCUCAAACUUAUUAAAGGUAACUCAACACCACUGAGGGUCCCGCACCUGCCGAAGGUGGACCCACUGGACACUGUUCAGCUGAAGGACAUUGUGUGUUAUCUGUCCCUGUUGGAGGGGGGACGUCCAGAGGACAAGCUUGAAUUUAUGUUUCGCCUGUAUGACACUGAUGGAAAUGGUUUUCUGGACAGCUCGGAGUUGGAACAUAUAAUCUCUCAAAUGAUGCAUGUUGCAGAAUAUCUUGAAUGGGAUGUCACAGAACUAAAGCCGAUUCUGCAGGACAUGAUGAGGGAAAUCGACUACGACCGGGACGGCACCGUGUCUCUGGAGGAGUGGAUCCAGGGCGGCAUGACCACCAUCCCACUGCUCGUGCUGCUCGGCCUGGAGACCAAUGUGAAAGAUGAUGGACAGCAUGUGUGGCGACUGAAGCACUUCAACAAGCCGGCGUACUGCAACCUUUGCCUCAACAUGCUGAUUGGGCUUGGCAAGCAGGGACUCUGCUGCUCCUUCUGCAAAUAUACUGUCCACGAACGCUGUGUGGCCCGAGCUCCUGCAUCUUGUAUCAAAACAUACGUCAAGUCCAAGAAGAACACAGAGGUGAUGCACCACUUCUGGGUGGAAGGAAACUGCCCGACCAAAUGUGACAAGUGUCACAAAAACAUCAAGUGUUACCAGGGUUUGACUGGACUUCACUGUGUGUGGUGCCAAGUCACUCUUCAUAAUAAGUGUGCUUCCCACGUGAAACCAGAGUGUGACUGUGGGCCACUGAAAGACCAUAUACUGCCCCCAACUACAAUUUGUCCCGUUGUUCUGGAAAGGCAGGCCACACUGAAGAAGGAUUCUAGAACCAAUCAGUCAGGCAGAGGAAAGAUGCAAAGAGCCAACUCUGUCACUGUGGAUGGACAAGGACUGCAGAUCACAUCUAUAGAUGGCACCCAUCCUCUUCUAGUUUUUGUGAAUCCCAAAAGUGGAGGGAAGCAGGGAGAAAGGAUAUAUAGGAAAUUCCAAUACCUGUUAAACCCCCGCCAGGUAUACAACCUUGCCAAGAAUGGUCCCAUGCCAGGGUUGAACUUCUUCAGAGAUGUUCCUGAUUUCAGGGUGCUUGCCUGUGGUGGGGACGGUACUGUCGGAUGGAUUCUAGAUUGCAUUGACAAAGCCAACCUGGAGAAAAACCCCCCGGUGUGUAUACUUCCCCUCGGCACAGGAAAUGACCUGGCAAGGUGCUUGCGAUGGGGUGGAGGUUAUGAGGGUGAGAGCCUGCUGAAGAUCCUGAGGGACAUCGAGGGCAGCUUGGAGGUGCUGCUUGACCGCUGGAAAAUAGACGUUUGUCCCAGUGAGAAGGAAGAAAAGGGGGACCCAGUGCCUUACACCAUCAUCAAUAACUAUUUCUCCAUUGGGGUGGAUGCCUCCAUUGCUCACAGAUUUCACGUCAUGAGGGAGAAGCAUCCCGAAAGGUUCAGCAGCAGGACCAAGAAUAAGCUGUGGUACUUUGAGUUCGGAACAUCUGAGACCUUCUCUGCCACCUGUAAGAAGCUCCAUGAGUUUCUGGAGGUGGAGUGUGAUGGCAUCAGCCUCGACUUCAGCAACAUCUCCCUUGAGGGCAUUGCCAUUCUAAACAUUCCCAGCAUGCACGGUGGCUCCAAUCUCUGGGGGGAAACAAGGAAGAGGCGGAACUACCGGAAAGCAGGAAAGAAGGUCCCUGACAAGCGGACUACUCUGACUGACCCCAAAGACCUCAUGUUUGCUGUUCAAGACCCAUCGGACCAGCUCCUCGAAGUAGUUGGCCUUGAAGGAGCCAUGGAAAUGGGCCAGAUCUACACAGGGCUGAAGAGUGCGGGGAGACGCCUCGCCCAGUGUUCAUCAGUUGUAAUCAGGACCAGAAAAUCCCUCCCUAUGCAGAUCGAUGGAGAGCCUUGGAUGCAGACUCCCUGCACUAUUGAAAUAACACACAAGAAUCAGGCUUCUAUGUUGAUGGGACCACCACAAAGGACUGGCUUCUUCUCCUCUGUCUUUCGGAAAGCCUGGGGUGAGGGAAAAGACUAAAGGCCCAGUGUCUUUCUGUCUCCCACUCCUGCCCCCUCCAUCAGUCAGGGGGAAAGCCCGCAUUACCUUGUGCUUCUGCAGAGCAGGAGAAGUGCCAGCACUCGUGUGGCCACUGUGAGUGUUGCCAUGGGCCACUCUUGCAUCAUUGUGCAACUGUGCAGUCCUUUAGCCCAAUGACUGUACAGGGUGAGUAAACUGCACCUUGCUCAGUCACAGUGUUAUAUGGACUUGUGACUUGUUCACUAUUAAGGCGUAAUGCUUUAAUUUUUAUGAGUGAUGGACAGAGAGGUCAGUUUAUAGGCUUGAAUAUUCCGAAGGUGAGAGAGAGGAGUGCUGGUGUUCGGCCAGCACAACAGUCAUUCUGGGUAAAUGAAGCUCUGUUGUUCCCAGUGCCUCUAUCUGCUGACGUUGAAGAGGAACACAACCUGAACAGAAUGUUUGACAUAAAUAUAUUUUUAAACUGAAAUUUUCUUCUGAAACAAAGAC